This is a messenger RNA of Nannizzia gypsea CBS 118893, 1575 nucleotides long. RefSeq lists its product as hypothetical. The coding region runs from base 1 to 1575 and encodes 524 amino acids. Lineage: Eukaryota; Fungi; Ascomycota; Eurotiomycetes; Onygenales; Arthrodermataceae. The transcript has a single exon. The record is from RefSeq and is a predicted model, not a curated record.
AUGCCCAGACCAGCGGCGAAACGAGCCCGAGUCACUCGCAACGAUCAACCUGCUGCACAACCUGCCAAAACAAAUGCGACGAGGGGAAGACCUAAGCGAAAGGUGCCUGGAGAACAACUCAAAAGGCCUGCCACGAGCGCGAAACCGGCGUCAAAAUCUAAGCUCAACUCUAGCAAAGAUGCUGAUAAUUCCGAUGUGGAGGGGCAAAGCGACGAAAUACAAGAUCAAAGCUCAGAGAUGAUACGGAAUGAACGGGCACGAGAGGCAUUCGGUAGCCAAACACCCGUCAGAGACCGCCAGCAGGUAGAUGCACCUUUAUCUGGUGGUGUUAGUAUGGGAGCAUCUUUAAGGCUGCAAGGAUUCCCAGGUAGCGCAAGAAGGGAUACGAUUCAAAGAGGGCACACGCCUGCCUUUGAAAGCUCUAUAUUAAGCGCAUUUCGCCCGCGUCCUAGGCAGCCGAGUAUAUUACAGCUUGUGGGGGAUGACUCCUUGGAUCUUGGAUCGUCUGAGUUGGGCUCUGAUGAUCUGUUAGGUAGCUUUGAUCCAGAGGACGUAUCUACACCACUUCCAGCAAAGAGGAGAAAGUCCCUAAACCAGGCUGAUAUUACUCCCACAGCAGCAAAGAAGACACCAAAAUUACCACAGGUGUUUGUUGAGAUACCUGUUCGACAUGAUCUUAUUUCGGAUAACAGAAUUCCGGAUGAGCCGUCUGCCCUUGCGCAGGAUUUGGAUGAACCGCCGUUUGCUGAUGACGUGCUGGAAGAGCGAGAUGUUAUAGAUGAACAUCAAGAACAGGAAACUGCUGUUGAUGAAGUCCGGCCUGAGAUACCUGUGGCUGUAGAGGGAGACGAGGACAACGAUGAUCGUUCAUCACUUACCUCUGUGGACUCUCUACCCUCCAUGAAUUUCGCCAUAGCGAAAACACCGCAGCGCAGACGACAAACAGCAGUUAUGGCACCUCCAGAAAGUAGUAUAGGGACCAUAACACCUCCUGCUUCAACUCCAGAGAGCUUUGCAACCCAGAAACCGGGACUUCGGCCUUCGAAACUUACCCAUAUGUCUACGACCUCAUUGCAAGAUGCCUUACUUCCGCGACGACGUAAAGGCCUGGCCACUAAUAGGAGCAAGCGUUCUCGCGCUGGAGCUAAGAAUUAUGUGCUUUCUGCUCCAAGCUCAGAAGAUGAGCUCAAUUAUACUGGAGGGCAACAAGACGGCACAGCUACAAGCCGGCAAAAGACAAAGCGAGCACAGCACCAAACCGGGUUCAAACUGCGAGAAAAAGCUCAGAACACACCACAGCCGAAGAAAGGGCGUGGUAAAGCUGCUACUGUAACAUCUCAACCAAGGAAGAGUACAACGCCGAAGAAGACCUACUCCCGCCUCAGCAAGGGCGGUGAUGCAGACUGGGACAAGGAGAACCAGACCGAAGAGGAGGCUGAGAUCUCUUCGGAGAGAGAGAUAGUAGCUCCCGUCAUGAGCGAAGAGCUGCUGCUUCAGAAGAAGAAGUUUGCCGAGAUUGACGAGUGGUCCAUCGAUUUUGAAGAGGUCCUCGACGAUGACGGCGAGCUGUACUAG